Messenger RNA from Rangifer tarandus platyrhynchus (Svalbard reindeer), 417 nucleotides. The record is from the annotation of a GenBank genome assembly. Lineage: Eukaryota; Metazoa; Chordata; Mammalia; Artiodactyla; Cervidae.
AUGAAAGGUACUUGGAGAUGGGUUCAAGACUCUGCUGAGAUGGUUAAAGAACAAGUGGUGGAUAUGAUCAUUAAACCUGCCCACAGGGCCAGGCUCGUCGCCCCAGCUCCAGGAAGGGAAACAGAAGAAGCAGUCUCGCCUUCACGCUGCAGCUUCUCCUCUACGACCGAGGGACCAGAGAGGCAAGGCGGGUGGGGAGUGUUCCAGAGCGGACUCAAGCGGUUCCUCUGGCAGAUGUUCAGGCAAAGAGCCCUGACCUAUUUGAUCGCUGCCUCCCAGGUCUUCCCAUGGGCUUCUCUGGUGGCUCAGACGUUAAAGUUGCAGGUGUCACCCCCUGGAUCCACCACAUGGGUUGAAGAGAGCAUACCACAUAGACCAGGGGGACGCCGAGUGGACCACACAAAAGGACCCCACUGA